Molecule: messenger RNA, 1696 nt
Organism: Gambusia affinis (western mosquitofish)
Lineage: Eukaryota; Metazoa; Chordata; Actinopteri; Cyprinodontiformes; Poeciliidae
Gene: six6a
Product: SIX homeobox 6a
Exons: 2
Coding region: 296-1033 (245 amino acids)
Biological process (GO): regulation of transcription by RNA polymerase II; eye development
Cellular component (GO): transcription regulator complex; nucleus
Molecular function (GO): DNA-binding transcription factor activity, RNA polymerase II-specific; RNA polymerase II cis-regulatory region sequence-specific DNA binding
Source: RefSeq, a predicted model, not a curated record
UCUUCGGUCAAGUUCACCGCGGCGGAGUGAGGAUGCGGUAGCCGAGGCCCCGCACAGCAUCGUCCCUCCUCAGCGGCGCUUCCCUCUGCUGCUCAGACGGGUUGGUCCGCUAACUUUGGGAUUUGCCUUGGUUUUUCUUUUUUUUCUUCUUCUUCUUCUUUCUUUUUUUCUUUUUGGGGUGCCUUGGAUUGCCUCGGCGCACGGAGAGAAGACGCGGAGGAAAGAGAGAGAGGAAAAGAGAGAGAGAGAGCGCGAGAGAGAGGAGGGGGAGAGAGGAAACCCAGGAGAAGCCUCCAUGUUUCAGCUGCCCAUCCUGAAUUUCAGCCCCCAGCAGGUCGCCGGGGUCUGCGAGACUCUGGAGGAGAGCGGCGACAUCGAGCGCCUGGGCCGCUUCCUCUGGUCGCUGCCCGUCGCGCCGGCGGCCUGCGAGGUCCUCAACAAGAACGAGUCGGUGCUGAGGGCCCGGGCCGUGGUCGCCUUCCACACCGGCAAUUUCCGCGAACUCUACCACAUCUUGGAGAACCACAAGUUCACCAAAGAGUCGCACACGAAGCUGCAGGCGCUGUGGCUGGAAGCGCACUACCAGGAGGCUGAGAAGCUGCGGGGCCGCCCGCUGGGGCCCGUGGACAAAUACCGGGUCCGGAAGAAGUUCCCGCUGCCCAGAACCAUCUGGGACGGAGAGCAGAAGACCCACUGCUUCAAGGAGAGAACCCGGCACUUGUUGAGAGAGUGGUACCUGCAGGAUCCGUACCCGAACCCCAGUAAAAAGAGGGAGCUAGCACAGGCUACUGGACUCACACCCACACAGGUGGGAAACUGGUUUAAGAACCGGAGACAAAGAGACAGAGCGGCAGCUGCGAAGAACAGGCUACAGCAGCAGGUUCUCUCCGGCGGCUCGGUUCGCUCCUUGGCGGAUGAGGACGGCACGGUGGACCGCUUGGGGAACUCCUCCAGCCCGGAGGCCAGCCUGUCCAGCAAGGCGGCCGCCUCGGCCAUCUCCAUCACCUCCAGCGACAGUGAAUGUGACAUCUGAGCAGCGCGAACUGACCGAUUAAAGGGGGGAAAGACAAUCCAAUAAAACAAGUAACAGUGCCUGCGUCGAGUUGAAACACACACACACACACACACACACACACACACACACACACACACACACACACACACACACACACACACACACACACACAUAUAUAUAUAUAUAAACACUCACACACACUGACAUUUUGACGGCUGCCAAAACAUGAGGGGACCCGCCAUUCGUGGGUGCCAUUUCAGGCCUAUACGUUUGUUUGCGUGGAAACUGAAACCGGACUUUUCACGAACUACUAGCGCUUGAAGAGGAAAUUUUUUAAAAAAGGGACAUAAAUAUAUUUAAAAAAAGACAGAAAGAAGGAAUGAAAGGAGGGAUGAGUGUCCAUCCAAACCGGCCUGACCUGCUGUUCUCUGUGGGUAUUUCAUGUUGAAAAGAAGAACUGUGAUAUUUUUACUUUAAAGUUUUAUAAAUAAUGUUUAUUUGCUUAUUUAAAACGAUCUGCUCUAUUGUCUCUUCGAGUUUCAUAUUCAUUUGCUUGGUGUUUUUAAUACAUACCUUGUACACAGGUGAACCUGUUGAGCAUGCGCGCUUUAGUGACAUUGUGUUUCAGUAAAAAAAAAAAAAGCAAAAAAAGGUAAAGAUAACUUAAUAAAAUAACUGUUG